Folsomia candida is the source of this 953-nucleotide messenger RNA. RefSeq names its product poly [ADP-ribose] polymerase 2. The transcript is spliced from 2 exons. The coding region runs from base 38 to 922 and encodes 294 amino acids. Gene Ontology annotation, molecular function: NAD+ poly-ADP-ribosyltransferase activity. The record is from RefSeq and is a predicted model, not a curated record. Lineage: Eukaryota; Metazoa; Arthropoda; Collembola; Entomobryomorpha; Isotomidae.
UUCCACUACCAACCAAGUUGGCAGGAUGCAAUGGUGAAUGGAUACCAUUCGAUUGAUAAUCAUCCGCCUGCGUAAACUAAUUUCUGGUACAAUGAGUUCUUCCACCUCCGAAAGUGACGAGGACGAUCUUGCAAAUCAAUUCAAAAAUCUUAGCACAAAACACCAAGGACACCACAAGACAAAGGGGAAGCCCAUACAUGAACCCGCAUCUUUGCAACUUCUUCAGCAAAUAACUGGCAAGUCGGAGACAGAACUCAAAACCUACUUGUUCAAAGCUCAACUUUUGACGACAUCCCAUGAAAAUUAUACAAAAAUUGUCCAAUAUGUUAGGAACAGCCAAGAACAUGGGUUUGGUAUCCAAGUUGUUAACAUAGUUCGUUUAGUUAGAAAUAAUGAUUUUGAGUUCCAGCAUGAGCACAAACAUUCAUCUCCGUCCACCUCCAAGACUUCCAACUUUAGAAUGAUUUUGUGGCAUGGCACAAAGAAAAAUUCUGUCUCUGCUAUUCUCAGCAAUGGAUUUGCAAAACCUCCAAAUAAGAAUCAAAUGUUCGGAACGGGAUGUUAUUUUGCCGAUAGAGCAUCGAAGAGUGCAAAUUAUUGUGAUGGUACUACGCCUGGCAAGCUCGGGUACAUGUUUUUAUGCGAUGUGAAACUUGGGAAAAUGUACAAGGCCAAGAACCCCCACAACGACUACUCGUCCCCACCAUCGGGCUACGACACGGUCAAAUGUGUGGGGGCCAAGAUUCCGGAUUGGGAUACCAAUCAGCACAUUGACGGGGCAGUGCUGCCUUCAGGUCCGACCAGAGAUAACCUCAGAUUCGGCGCCUACUCGGUCAACUUCAACGAAUAUGUAGUUUAUACCCCGGAACGCAUAAAGGCCAAAUAUUUGGUUGUGGUAAAAUUUCAGGCGCAAAAAUGUUAAUAAUUUUAUUUUUUAAUCAGUUAUAGAAUUU